GUCAACCAACCAGGAAAGAGGGUUUGCCAUGAUCUGGACCGAGGCGGAUGAGACCAGAAACCUUUGUUCUGUUUUUUUCCCCUUCCAGUAAAAGACGAAAUCCAGCUGCCUGUUCAUGCGUCUAGCUAAACCGCACUCUUAUUUUAUGAGUAUUCCGUCGCAGGUGGUUGAUGUAUUAAUCAAAAAUUAGAGGAAUGUUUCUAAAAUAACGGGGGGUUUUAUGCUAGGUCCGCGUUUUCUUUUCCUGUAGCCACAACCCGAAGGCGACUUCCGGCCAUUUUUUCUUCAUUUUUAUCAGCUGCUAAAUGGAAAUAACACGCGGAACUGAAAGUGGAAGCAACCGAGCUAAUGAUCUUCCCGUCCGUUAUCUGCGGCUCCUGGCUCCACCCUUGCAGAUUCUGUCAGCUGCAGUGUGGCAGGUUGUGCAGCAGGGACUCGUGGAUCACUACGGGAUGCUGGAGGAGUUUGUUACCAUGGUGACGGAGCUGGUCCCAGAGCUGAUGAGCUACAGUCAGAGGGCUCAGCUCAUCCUGGGACUCAGAGCCAGGCUGGUCCUGGAGCUCUGUCGAGGCGAACACCCGGUGGACAUGCAGACCAUUCAGCCACAUCUGGACAGAAUCAAAGCUCCCGUCAGCACUGCAAUGGAUCACCAUGUGACGAUACACCAGGUGGAAGAGUCGGAGGUGAACUUUGUGGAGCUGGUGCAUUCGUUACUGGAGGAUCCCUCAGAGAGGAAGUAUUUUUUCGAAGAAAUCUUUCCUGUAUAUUUUGGCCCAAAGUACGACACGGCUCUUGAGAUGCUGGUCUGGGAGUUCAUAUCGAGGCUGGAUGAGCUGCUGCCUGUUCCAGACUUCACACAGUUGGCAGCUUUUCUCACAGACGCUCCGUCGGUUCUACACGACUGUUUACAAUCUGUUUUCCCACCAGACGACAUGAAGGGUGUGCUGGAGCACCACAGGAGCCUCGGCCAUUUUGAAGAAAAGGAAUCAAGAUUAUUGCCAAUGGAUGACUGCAUUCUGUCCUCCCUGUCGCUGCCUCCCGGGGCCAGACCGGCCUCGGACACAGCCUCCUGCUCCCAGACUCUUAAAGACUCCACCCAUCCAGAUCAUAAAGCAGCAUUUCUCAGUGCUCCCAGCAGCAACAUCGUCCUGGAGAACCCGAGCACGAAGAGCUUCGACUCAGCGAGGCAAAAACUGAGGGAGGAGAGGGACCCUGGAAGCAGGCACCUGCAGGCCCGAGGAGCACAUGUAUCCCAGGAUUGGAGCGUACACAACUCCACACGCUCGUGUGAUGACACGAUAGACCUCACCAUGUCUAACGAGGUUGCUGACACCGACUCAGAAGCAAGCAACCUCAGCUUAUCGACCAGUCUGAGGAAGAGGAAGCGAAGUGGAGGGGUGGACGUUCCUGCUAAGCAACCUGUGGAGGCUUCGGCUUUCUUGGAUUCAUCUGUGGAUGGCGAGAACUCAAGCGAAUCUCCUUUGAUCUCCAUAUGGGGGGAUUACACAGACACUCAGGAACGCACUUUUCCAGUUCCAAUGGACUCAAAGGUUCCCUGGUCAGACGAGGAGACACUCCACCUGCUUGACAUUUGGGGCAAGGACUCCAUGCAGCGAGCUUUGAAGGGCUGCUUAAAAAACAGACACAUAUUUACUCAGAUUGCGCAGAAGAUGGCCGAGAGGGGCUACAUGAGAACGGUGGAGCAGUGCCAGACGAGGAUCAAACGACUGAAGAAGUGCUUCCGCCAGAGCCACAGAGGGAACUCGAGGCAAGAACACAAAUUUUAUUCCAAGCUGGAGCAGAUCCUCAUCUUCUCAGCUCCCUCCACUGUUCCUGAGGUGACCUACGACGUAGAGGAAGUCGCCGACGAGGAAGAGUCCAAAGACGGAGAUGAGGACUUGCAGUUCGUGGGACAAACUGGCCAAAUGGAAAUUGGAACUCGAAGUGUGCCGUGGACAGACCUGGAGUCUCUGGCCCUGAUCAACGUCUGGGGUGCCGACAAGAUGCAGCAGGAUCUGAGAGGAGUGAACCGAACUGGGCACCUUUUCUCCCUCAUAUCCAGUCAGCUGGCCUCUCUGGGCUUCUCCAGAACACCAGAACAGUGUCAGACCAGGCUGAAGAGGCUCAAAUCAAAUUUCAGGCAGUGCUACCAAAACAAUUUGAAGGGACAAGAGCAAGUAAAAUGCAAGUUCUACAACGAGCUGGGAAGAAUUUUAGUGAAGGGCUUUGAGUCAUUAAUCCAGAUGGAAGAAAUGUCAGCCAAGGGAGAAGAGAGCGACUUUCUUCCCCCCAGCCACCAGGAGAUGGAGUUGGCUGCGGGAGCUCAGGAGGACCGUAAGAAGGUGCCAUGGUCGGACAAAGAGACCAUCAUCCUGCUGGAGAUUUGGGGUGACACACAGGUCCAGCAGUGCCUGAGGCGCUACCCGCACAACGGGCACGUCUUCACCGAGGUAUCGGAGAAACUCAACGCCAACGGUUACUCUCGCACCCCAGAUCAGUGCCACACCAGGAUCAAACGGUUGAAGGCUAACUACCGCCAGUGUAAAGAAAACAUGAGCCUUUCUGGAACGGAUCACGUCGACUUUAAGUUCUACGACCUCCUGGAGCAAAUUCUGGAAAAGCAGCCGUCAACGUCGGCCGCCGUGGUGACGGACUCCAUCGAGAUAUCAGAAGACUCCAACGAAGAAUCUGCAGCGGAAACAGAGACCCCGGUGUCAACAGAAAGACCAGCCUCCAGCUCAUGGUCAGACCAGGAGACCCUGGCGCUUAUCGAGAUCUGGGGCCAGGAGGAAGUUCAGAAGUCGCUCCGUGGUUUUAUCCACAACGGUCGUGUUUAUGCCGAGAUUGCCGACCGACUGCACGAUCGGGGCUUCUCUAAAACACCCGAGCAGUGCCGCUCCAAAGUCAAGUCCCUGAGGAUCAACUUCCGGCAGUGCUACGACCGGAAAAAAUGUGGAAGGAAAGUCGAUUACAAGUUUUACCACCAGCUGGAGCGAAUCCUGGGACAGGAGGCCGUUUCUGUUGAUGAGUUUGAUGAACGGGACGAACAAACAGAACCGGAUCCAGGAGUCACAGACAGCUUAAACGCACCGUGGACAGAAGAAGAGACGGUCGCUCUCGUUGAGGUGUGGGCUGCUGAUGAUGUGCAACACAGCUUGAAGACCUGCGUCCGUAACGGGCACAUAUUUGCAGAGAUUGCUGAGAAAAUGGCCACCCUGGGCUACCUGAGGACAGCAGAGCAGUGCCAGUGUCGAAUCAAAAGGCUGAAGAAGACAUACAGGCGUUACUGCAACAAUCGCAGAAAUGGAGGGCGCCCUGCAGCGUUUCGAUACUUCAACCUCCUCGCCCCGGUUCUCGGUGAUGACUCAGGAAUUGCUGAUGCAGACGUUUCUGCAGCUGAAGCUACAUUAGAGCCCAUCUUGGAUGCUGAUCCGGUUUUGUUCGAGCAGCCAUCAACAAGCCACCUCCUGACUGACAUGAGCAGAAAGAUGCCCUGGUCAGACCAGGAGACUCGCACGCUGUUGGAGAUCUGGGGAGAGGACAACGUCCAGCUCACCCUGAGGGGCUGCCUGAAGAACCGACACGUGUUUGAGUACAUCUCAGAAAAGAUGAGCAUCCAUGGAUUCAUAAGGACCACAGAGCAGUGCUACACCCGCAUAAAACGCCUAAAAUAUGGCUUUGUCCAUGAAAAGGAAGAGUUUAAAUUCUUCAACGAGAUGGAUAAAAUCUUCAGGAGGGAGGUGAAGGUGGACGAGUCUGUCGCAGAAACGUUGGCCGCAGAAGAGUCGGACGACUGUGCUCAGGAACAGGACCAAAUGAAAAGCAGCCAGUGGGCAGCUGAUAGCACGAAGCUGGCUUGGGGCGACACAGAAACCGAGACUCUCCUGGAUAUCUGGGGGAGCGAGGAGAUUCAGGAGAACCUGAAGAGUUCUGCCAAGAACAAACAAAUCUACAAACAGGUGUCCCGGGCCAUGGCCAGCCAGGGCUACGUGCGCACUCCCGAUCAGUGUCAGUCUAGGAUAAAGAGGCUCAGGGCCAACUUCAGACACUUCCUGGAAGGACGACAGGGAGACAAACAGGAGUGCAAGUUUUUUGACCAGCUGGUGCAGAUAUUUGGCGACAAGUAUGGAAUGAACUCCAAUUCUCCGCCUGAUGAGGCACCUGAAGCCACGGAGUUCUGAAAUCACCCUGCAGCUUCAGAGCAAACAAGAAUCAUGAAGAACAAAAACAAUAAUGAUACAAUAGUUACUGCUGUGAUAAAAAGCUCCUUUUAUAUACUUUUACAUUCUUUUAGAGAUAAAGACCUACUUCAGGUUGAAAUCCUGUGUGUGUGUGUGUGUGUGUGUGUGUGUGUGUGUCCUUCAACUAGAGUGUCUUAUUAAUUAAUGCCAGAGCCAUGACACGAUGCUCAGGGUUCGAAGGACAAAAACUGAAUAAAAGUCUAAAAAUCCUCCCUCAUGAGAACAUGUUUUUGUAGUAAAUCAUUUUUACUUGAACUUAAAUUGAUUCAAAGCACAUGUGAGUAGAAUUGCAUAAGAGACCCUCCUUCCUGUAACUAGUCUUUUUUUUUCCUCCUUAUACUUGAUUUCAUGUGUUAAUCUUUUUCAAUUGUUGAUACAGAAAUUCUUGUGUUUCAAGUUAAAUUAUUUUAAUUGCUCUGUAUUCUGUGUUUGUUGUGGGUUUAAUAUGUCAAGACUUUUAUUUAUUUAAAUUAUGUGUAUUUUUGAAGUUUUAUAAUUUGUGCGUGUUAGAUUGCAGGAGUUUUUCCAAAUCCAAUUAUUGGAGAGAACUGUCAAAAGGCUUUUUUUUUCAUAUCAUUAAAAUAAUUCAAAAAAUUG
Nothobranchius furzeri (turquoise killifish) is the source of this 4838-nucleotide messenger RNA. RefSeq lists its product as uncharacterized. Lineage: Eukaryota; Metazoa; Chordata; Actinopteri; Cyprinodontiformes; Nothobranchiidae. Gene Ontology annotation, biological process: regulation of telomere maintenance via telomere lengthening; telomere capping. Gene Ontology annotation, molecular function: telomeric repeat DNA binding. The record is from RefSeq and is a predicted model, not a curated record. Gene Ontology annotation, cellular component: shelterin complex.